Zonotrichia leucophrys gambelii is the source of this 1784-nucleotide messenger RNA. It is a transcript of the gene TYW5, whose product is annotated as tRNA-yW synthesizing protein 5. Gene Ontology annotation, molecular function: tRNA binding; 2-oxoglutarate-dependent dioxygenase activity. The transcript is spliced from 8 exons. The record is from RefSeq and is a predicted model, not a curated record. Bases 701 to 1648 code for a protein of 315 amino acids. Gene Ontology annotation, biological process: wybutosine biosynthetic process. Lineage: Eukaryota; Metazoa; Chordata; Aves; Passeriformes; Passerellidae.
AGCGGUCCCGGCUGCCGGCGGCUGCGGCCGAACCGGGUCAGGGGACCCGAGCCCCGGUCACCGCCGGAGAGGGGCGGCCUCCCCUCUGCUGGCCCUACUGGGACCGCGUCUGGGUGCGGUGUCCAGUCCUGGGCUUCUCAGUACAAAGAGACAAGAAGCAGCUGGGGAGAGGCCAGCGGAUGGCACAACGAUGCCGAAGGGGCUGCAGCAUCUCUGCUCAUGAGGAGAGAUUGCGGGAGCUGGGCCCGUUCAGUCUGAGGAGAUUAUGAGCGGAUCUCAUGGAUGCACAGAAAUACCUCAAAGACGGGUGCCGAGAGAUGUUGCCAGACACUUCUCAGAGGUGCUCAGUGACAGGACGAAGAGUUACGGCCAUAAACUAAAGCAUAAUAAGCUCCACCUCAGCCUGAGAAAGAACUUACUUACAUUGAGGGUGGCAGAACACUAGAAUAGGCUGCCCAGGAAAGCCAUGGAGUCUCUGUAUCUGGAGACAUUCAAACCCCACCUGGACAUGUUCCUGUGUCACCUGCUGCAGGUGACCCUGCCAUGGCAGGGGUUGGACUCGGUGCUCCAGAGAUCCCUUCCAACCCUGACAAUUCCUUGAUCCGCGGGUCCCGGCCCUUGCCCAGGGGGCGAGGCAGGAACGCUUCUGCGCGGCUCUUCUUUCCGGGGGAAGCGGCGGGGCGGACGCGGUGCCGGCGCCAUGGAGCGGCGGGCGGAGGCCGUGGAGCGGCUGGAGGGGGUGACACGGGAGCGCUUCCUGCGGGACAUCUACCCGCGGAGAAAGCCAGUAGUGCUGACAGGACUGGAACUGGGCACUUGCACCACCAAAUGGACAACUGAUUACUUGAGCCAAGCUGAAGGAUCUAAAGAAGUAAAGAUUCAUGUUUCUGCAGUGCCACAGAUGGAUUUCCUCAGUAAGAACUUUGUGUAUAGAACUCUGCCUUUUGAUUCAUUUGUGCGAAGAGCAGCUGAAGUCAAGCAUAAAGAGUACUUUCUUACUGAGGAUGAAAAGUACUAUUUGCGAUCAGUGGGUGAAGAUGUUAGGAAGGAUAUUGCAGAUAUCAGGAAGCAGUUUCCUAAUUUAGCAGAAGAUGUUCAUAUUCCAGAGUAUUUUGAGAAGGAACAGUUUUUCUCUAGUGUCUUCCGCAUCAGCUCAGCUGGAUUACAGUUAUGGACACAUUAUGAUGUGAUGGACAACUUCUUAAUCCAAGUCACAGGGAGAAAAAGAGUUGUUUUGUACAGUCCUCGAGAUGCACCGUAUUUAUAUUUAUCAGGUACUAAAUCAGAGGUACUGGAUGUGGAUAACCCAGACAUGGAGAAAUAUCCCCUUUUUGUGAAAGCCAAGCGCUAUGAGUGUGUUUUGGAAGCAGGAGAUGUGUUAUUUAUUCCAGCUUUGUGGUUCCAUAAUGUAAUUUCUGAGGAAUUUGGAGUGGCACUGAAUGUCUUUUGGAAGCACCUUCCUGCUGAGUCCUAUGAUAAGACUGACACUUAUGGAAAUAAAGAUCCCAUGGCAGCCUCUAGAGCUAUACAGAUCUUGGACAGAGCCUUGAAAACACUUGAAGAACUACCUGAGGAAUACAGGGAUUUUUAUGCUCGGAGAAUGGUGUUACGGAUCCAAGAAAAGGCCUACAGGAAUGAUUAUGGAUAAAGCAACACACUGCAAUUCAGCAAGGUUCCUUGCAAGUAAAAAAUUGUAUGUUAGUAUGGAAACUCUCCAUCUGUACUUACAUCCACUUGUUGUGAGACCAAUAAAAACUGUCAAUAAACAUUCUUUUAUAACAAAA